This is a messenger RNA of Cadophora gregata, 615 nucleotides long. RefSeq names its product ribosomal protein S8A (gene RPS8A). Gene Ontology annotation, molecular function: structural constituent of ribosome. Lineage: Eukaryota; Fungi; Ascomycota; Leotiomycetes; Helotiales; Ploettnerulaceae. Gene Ontology annotation, cellular component: ribosome; cytosolic small ribosomal subunit. Bases 1 to 615 code for a protein of 204 amino acids. The transcript has 2 exons. The record is from RefSeq and is a predicted model, not a curated record. Gene Ontology annotation, biological process: maturation of SSU-rRNA from tricistronic rRNA transcript (SSU-rRNA, 5.8S rRNA, LSU-rRNA); translation.
AUGGGUAUUUCUCGAGACUCCCGACACAAGCGCUCUGCUUCUGGUGCGAAGAGAGCAUAUUACCGGAAGAAGCGCGCUUUCGAAGCCGGCCGACAGGAGUCCAACACCCGUAUCGGAGCAAAGAGAAUCCAUCUUGUCCGUACCCGUGGUGGUAACCGCAAGUUCCGUGCUCUUCGUCUCGAAUCCGGCAACUUCUCCUGGGCUUCUGAGGGUAUCGCCCGUAAGGUCCGUGUGAUCGUCGUCGCUUUCCAUCCUUCCAACAACGAGUUGGUCCGAACCAACACCCUCACCCGUUCCGCCGUCGUCCAGAUCGAUGCCGCUCCUUUCCGUCAAUGGUACGAGGCCCACUACGGACAGAACCUCGGUCGCAGACGCCAAAAGCAAGCCGGUGCUGAGGUCGUCGAGCCAGACACCAAGAAGAGCAAGUCCGUCGAGAAAAAGCACGCUGAGCGUUUCGCUGCCGUAGGAAAGGUCGAGCCUGCUUUGGAGAAGCAAUUCGAGGCUGGUCGUCUUUUCGCCGUUAUCUCUUCCCGCCCAGGACAGAGUGGACGUUGUGAUGGAUACAUCUUGGAGGGUGAGGAGCUUGCUUUCUACCAGCGCCAACUGAGAAAGUAG